Molecule: messenger RNA, 804 nt
Organism: Cucurbita pepo subsp. pepo (vegetable marrow)
Lineage: Eukaryota; Viridiplantae; Streptophyta; Magnoliopsida; Cucurbitales; Cucurbitaceae
Product: protein SHI RELATED SEQUENCE 1-like
Biological process (GO): positive regulation of DNA-templated transcription
Cellular component (GO): nucleus
Molecular function (GO): DNA-binding transcription factor activity; DNA binding
Source: RefSeq, a predicted model, not a curated record
AUGACGGGUUUGUUCUAUUUAAGUGAAAAACAAGAGGAAAAUCAAGAACAAAGAGGAAGAGAACAGCAAUUGUUCUUGUCCAAGGGCUUGGAGAUAUGGCCACAACAAAAUCUAGAGAAUUACAUUUCAUUUGGAGUGGGUCCGAGUCGGAGGAACUUCAUGAUCAACGCCUCCGAUCGUCACGAUCAGUUUGUCCCGAGAUUAGGGUUUUCGAUCAAUUGUCAAGAUUGUGGGAAUCAAGCUAAGAAAGAUUGUUCCCAUUUGAGAUGUAGAACUUGUUGUAAGAGCCGAGGGUUUCAUUGCCAAACUCAUGUCAAAAGUACUUGGGUUCCGGCUACCAAGCGCCGGGAACGGCAGCUACAACGUCACCAAAUUGUUCGGCAACAAUCCCGACUAGAUCGACCCGAUCAGACCGCUCCAGUCGACACUCCAGGGUUAGAAGUUGCGAAUUUUCCAGCUGAAUUCAACUCCUCAGCCGUUUUUCGGUGCGUGAAAGUCAGUGCCAUCGACGAUGUCGAAGAACAAUUCGCAUAUCAAACAUCAGUGAACAUUGGUGGGCGUAUGUUCAAAGGGAUUCUUUACGACCAAGGUCCCGAAAGCACUCCAAAUUUGAGCACGGGCGGCGAGAGCUCGUAUUGCUACGGCGGAGAAGACGAUAGUCAAGCGCUCGAGCUGGUGAUCGGAGCGUCGAACGGCGAGUGGAGGAGUAACAAAUCAACCCCAUUUAUGGAGUCUUCUCUAUAUCCCAUCUCAAUCAACACAUUCAACUCGGGUACGCAAAAUUUCCCUUCCUCUAGAACUUAA